AUGGCUACACGAGGGUUGACCUUCAUUGAGAAGCGUGCUCCACGAGCUGCCGGGCUUUCAGAGAGAGCUGUGGACGAGCACAAAGAGCUGAUUGGUGAUCUAUACCUGAGUCAACAUCACACUCGCGACCAAGUGAUUGAGCAUCUCAAAACACAUGUCGGGUUAAGUCUGUCUAGGGACCAGUUCUCAAAAGCAACGAGAAGGUGGGGGUUUCGAAAGCAACGUAGCGGAGGCAGCUCGAUCCAACCAUCACUGAACGAGGCAGCUAACCAAUGUACGACGAGCGAGGCUUCCAAAAACGAGCCGCUUAGUGCGACCGAUCUAGCCGACGCUAGGGAGCAAUGGUCGACAGUCACAAAUGAGUCGAGCAAACGUCCAAGAAGUGAUGCAACCUCCAGCAGUCGCGGAAGCGAUACGACGACCCAUGGCCCCCCCUCACCAUUUCUUCGUCGUACGGUGAAGCGAUUAAGGCCUGGGAAUGAGUCAGACAACACAGUCGCCAGCAGUCUGCAAGACACACAAUUGGAUCUCUCUACUGAUACUGACUUCGUACCAACGUCGUCGGUUGUAGUGGAAAAGGCCGAAACACCUGAAUACAGAGACAAUGACGAGCUACCAGCAGACUAUCUGGCCUGCUGCUACCGUUACAACAAAGCAUUCUGGUACUAUCGGAAGAUCUCAAUGCCCUUUCAACAUGAGAACUUUCCGCCCAAACAGCGACAUGACAGGAUACUCGAUAUGGCAAGAUCUGCCAAAACUCGAAAAGCCUCUGAGAUUGUGAGGGAAGUCAUGGAGUCUGAGCUAGAGACAAGCGACGAUCCUCUGUCUGAAGAUCGGUCUAAUCAAUCACCCUCAGGCCAGGUUGAGAUGUGUCCCAUGCAAUCUUUCCUUUUCCAUCGUCACCUUGCGGAAAUCUAUAAGCAUCGAAGGGACGGUGCUAGUCAGAUGCAGAAACAUCUGGAUAUAGCCAGAGGCUUUAUAAAGGCCUUCGACACGCUUGCUCCACCAUCGAUAGAUCUUUGGACAUUGCUUCGCCUUCUCCCAAAGCACAAGGUCGCGAACAUUCCCGAAGACUUGCUUAAUUCGCUCCAAUGGGAUGAGGCAUGGCUGGUCUUGAAUGUGAGGGAUUGCCUUGACCAUUGCCGGAGAGCAUUGACCGACGCUGAGUCUCUGCCGGUUCCACACCAUGAUGUUAGACAGCACGAAAAUAUCAAGCCCACUGAUAUGAGCCAGUUGGCUACUCAACGAGACCCUUUCCACAAUUGGAUAAAGGCCAGUUUUCUGUUCACAUUCCUGUGGAAGAAGAUGCAACAUGGUCCUCCUCCUGGCUGGAAACAUCAUACGAUAUCCGCCACGCAGUUCCUGAUGUUGAUAAGCAGGAUCAUCGUCCGAAGGUCACUACUUCUCCAUCAACACGACAUAUUGCCGCUAGACCCAAAAGGCAAGCUGUUGGAGCUUCGAGCCUCGGACCGGCGAGCUUACCUUAGUACCGCUCAGGUGCUCCUCCACGACCACCGAUACAAGCGAAAUCAAAUGAAAAGGGAAUUUGUUACAGCAUUCGUUGAACACUACUCAUGGUCUCCACCCUCUGGUCGCAAGAGUAACUUUGUUAAGCAAAUUCAAGCUUACCAGAUAGAAGCACUAAGUUCAGUCCUGAUCGCCAGAAGAGAGAGCCACCUGACAACACCCACUUCUACUACAUUGAAAGAGGCCCGCGAGAUGCGACGUAUAUCAGCAGACAACGAGUUCCUGAAUUGGUCAAUCCCCCAACAGGGUCAGCUAGACUCUACCAGGGAGAGAGACACCAUUGCCUAUGUUAGAAAGAGCCGAUAUACACCAUCGUUCGAUUCUUCUAGUAUCUCAUCCUAUCUCAGAGCACCAUCAUCCGCGUAUUAUAUACAUCUGGACGCAUUGAAUGGAAAUCCUACCAUGUCUAGAUCGUUGGCCUCUCGUUCGUCCCGAUCUUCCCAAGUAUCCGUCUCGAGCUCAUUCAAGCGUUUCAAAGCAUCAGCAUUCAAGAGACGGAACUCAUCUGAAUCGAUGAUGGGAUCGAGUUUGUAUGAUCCCGAGAGGCAGCUGCAUGAUGUUUCCUUUGAGGGAGUGCAAGACCUACAGGUUCAGCGGUAUCUCAAAGUGACGAUGGGUCUGUCAACGUUGAUAGAGGAUGACUCACCGAGUCUGCAAGAGGAGGAGUAUACAGGUCAUACGGUGAAGCUAGAAGAUGACGAAAGGCCGUCAGUCAGGGGAAGGUUAGGAAGAUUGCUAAAGGGGCAAGGAAAAGGUUGA
This is a messenger RNA of Fusarium coffeatum, 2286 nucleotides long. RefSeq lists its product as uncharacterized. The transcript has 2 exons. The coding region runs from base 1 to 2286 and encodes 761 amino acids. NCBI's taxonomy places the organism in Eukaryota, Fungi, Ascomycota, Sordariomycetes, Hypocreales, Nectriaceae. The record is from RefSeq and is a predicted model, not a curated record.